UCCUUGAAUUGAUGUUGCAGCGAACACAGUGCGCAUGCUCACAGUCUCCGGAUGGGCGCAGUUUCUUUCCCGAUGCAAGAGAUUCUUUCCCGAUCUGUGUUGAAGCGGCUUUGCGGGGCUGGGAAUGGAAGAAGGCCUACGGGCGGGCAAGUUCUGAUGUUCGGCGGUGACUCCGGUUAAAUUUUCCGAAGAGGCGGCCUGGCCUCCCGCCACCUACGCAGAACCUGCUGGGGUCGGGCCUGGGUGGUGGGGCCUUCACAGGGAGCCGGGUAGCAAAAGAAGUGAAAUGGGGGGAAACUCCACUAAACCUCAGUCUGAAAGCUCAUCAGAUGGGGAAAUUGAUCAUGUCACAGAAUCCAGUGACAGUGAACAAAGACAUUUUCUGGGCCCUCUUCCAUGGGAAGGAUAUCCUUACGCAGGAGCCAUUCCUUAUAGGCUUCCUUCUGACACAGAUGUUUUGGAAUUCGGAAGCUUUGAACAUGAAGCAGCUUCACAUCUGCCUCACUACUGCUUUGGAUCCCACUCCCCUGCCAAUCUCGGGGCAUUUCAGAAAGUUUUCAAGCAACCCUUUUCAGUUGGCUUAUCGAAGGAUGAUGAUCAAGUUCCAAGUACAUCAAAACCAAAGGAAGAUUGGUUUGAGGGCUAUAGCCCUAUGGAAUGUGAAUUGGCUGCAGGUGGCAGCAAACAAAAUCAGCCCGGAUGGAUUGGGCCAUUAUUUGGGUUUCCGGCCUCUGGACCUGGUCCCAGUGAAGAUACUCCUCACGUCAGAGGCUCGUUAAACAAGGAAAUCUCAAGUCUCAUGCAAGGAAAAGAUCUAAAGUCUAUAAUCUUAGAGCUCCUGACACAGUGGGACGAUUACCAGCUGUUCCAGCUGACAAAGUUCUACCGGGAGAGACUGAAACAGGCGAUUGAAGAAGGGGUUGAGAGACUCAGCUGGAUGUUAAGACAGGAGGGGAUAUUUCAGUGGACCAGACAUGAGAAAGUCGCCGAGCUUGCGGGGCAAGGAAAAUGGACAGACAGUUCCACACUGUUUCUCAGUCUGGUGAUGGGGAAAGGCUCCCAGGCCCGGAGGGUGAUGUGGGAGUCUUUUGUGAAAAUGCAGCAUGAGUUACCAAAGUUACACAAAAUACUGAAGGAAAUCCAGGAGUUCGCUUCAGUUGGGCAGGAACCAUUGCCUGAGAUCCAGUGA
Pristis pectinata (smalltooth sawfish) is the source of this 1189-nucleotide messenger RNA. RefSeq lists its product as uncharacterized. The record is from RefSeq and is a predicted model, not a curated record. The coding region runs from base 287 to 1189 and encodes 300 amino acids. The transcript is spliced from 6 exons. NCBI's taxonomy places the organism in Eukaryota, Metazoa, Chordata, Chondrichthyes, Rhinopristiformes, Pristidae.